AUGAAGGUGCUGGUGCUGGUGGACCACCUCUUCGCUUCGCGUUUGAGGGCCAACGUCAUCGCGCUGGGAUCCGCCAUCGGCGCCUGCCAGGAGAGGUGGCCGGAGGCCCUUCAGCUGCUGCGGAUGCUCCAAGAACUGCGGAUCCAAGCGAACGCCAUUUGCUACAACUCGGCGAUCAGCGCCCUGGAGAAGGGAGGCGAAUGGCUGCGAGCCUUGCGCUUGCUGCGGGAGAUGCAGGAGACGCGGCUGCAGCUGGACAUCGUUUCCAUCAGUUCCGCCAUCAGUGCCUGCGAGAAGGGCGGGCAAUGGCAGGAGGCGCUGCAGCUGCUGCGGGAGCUGCGGCACAGAGCUGUGAAGGCCAACGUGGUGGCCUGCAGCGCAGCCAUCAGCGCCUGCGAAAAGGGGCAGGAGUGGCAGCGGGCCUUGCAGUUGCUGUUCAGCCUGGGGGACUGGCACGUGCAGCCCAACAUCUUCAGCUUUAGCGCGGCGGUGGUGGCCUGCGAACGCGGCCGCGCCUGGCGAGAGGCGCUGCAGUUGCUGCGGGCCAUGGAUGAGGCGCUCGAUGUGCCGUCGCCUGAGGUGAUGACCUACAACGCGGCCAUCAGCGCCUGCGAGAAGCAGGGACAAUGGCGCCACUCUUUGGCAUUGCUCGGCGUCUUGGAGGAGGCGCGCUUGGCGGACGUGAUCUCCUACAACGCGAGCAUCAGCGCCUGUGAAAAGGCGAAGCGGUGGCAAGAGGCGCUUCAGGUCUUGGUACGCCUCAGGCAGAGCAGGAUGAAGGAGGACAUGAUCAGCUACAGCUCGGCGAUCCUGGCCUGCGACAGCUCAGGGGAGUGGCACCAGGCCUUGGCGCUGCUGGAGGACGUGCAGCAGCGGCGCAUGCAGGUGAAUGUCAUCACUUACAGCUCCGCCAUCAACGCCUGCGAGAAGCGUGGGAAGUGGCAGCAGGCCCUGUCCUUGCUGGGACAACUUCAGGGCUGCUGCAGCGCUUUGCAGUGGGCGAACGCAGCCACCGGCAAGGUGGCGCGAAAAGCUCUACUAGACCAGCUCCGGGCGCAGGAGUCAGCGGUCAGCUCUUCGGCUUCGAGGCUUCGCCCAGUGAGCCGAUCGCUGGCCGUUGGACUGCGGCUGGCAGGAUGUUGGGCGCGCGGCAGCAGCCUGUUGCCCUUGACUCUUUGCCUUGCCCCGGGCUUGCUGGAGCUGCUGUGGCAGGGCCACGGGGAUUCGAGCCACAUGCCGGAAGCUGAAAGCAAUGGCCAUGCGGAGGCAGCUACCAAUGGGUCCAAGGAACAAAAUGGCAACGCCAAGCAUCACAAGGACAAAGACGCUGCGCAGCUGGUGCCACUGGGCGUGGCGGAGCGCGUGGGCAGUUGGCUCGCCUGGUACAGGUCCAUCGCGGGCUACCUCACAGUGGCAGAGUUGGAGAUGCUCCCCUACAUAUGUCUGCUGCUGGUUGAUGGGGCCGCGACCGGCCUCGAGAACCUCGCCCACACGCUGCGGCCCCUGGGCAUCUUAGGCGCCGCGGCCUGGCUGUGCCAUCGCGCCCCGCGGUGGGCGGUGCUCAUUUGGGCGCACGCGGGGCGCAAGCGAGCCAUGGCCCGCGGGGCCGAUGGCUUCGCCUGGGUCUUUUGGCUAGGCUUCCCUGGCUUCGCAGACUCCUGGAGCAGCAGCUUGUGGCACGCCUGGCAGGGCGAGAGUCGCCGCGGCUUCUGGAAGGCAUUGAAUGGCAUCCAAGAGGAGCUCCAGCGCAAGGGCAAGGACUCGGAGGAGUUGGUGCGGUGCCAUCACUGCUGGUUCUGGGUGCCAGAGUCGAGCAGCACGACUUGGCGCCGCAAGAUCUACUGCGAAGACUGCACUGAAGGCUGGGAGCAGUACAAGCAGCGUCGUUGCGAACAGCUGGGCGUUGACACGGUUUCCCCGGCCCCUCGGAUCGAAACGGGCAUGGGGAAAUCGGAGAAUGGCUAG
Effrenium voratum is the source of this 1965-nucleotide messenger RNA. The record is from the annotation of a GenBank genome assembly. Lineage: Eukaryota; Dinophyceae; Suessiales; Symbiodiniaceae.